Nerophis lumbriciformis (worm pipefish) is the source of this 612-nucleotide messenger RNA. The record is from RefSeq and is a predicted model, not a curated record. Lineage: Eukaryota; Metazoa; Chordata; Actinopteri; Syngnathiformes; Syngnathidae.
AUGAAUCCUGAAUAUGACUAUUUAUUUAAACUGCUCCUGAUUGGCGACUCUGGUGUUGGCAAAUCUUGUCUCCUGCUACGAUUUGCAGAUGAUACAUACACAGAAAGUUACAUCAGCACAAUUGGUGUGGACUUCAAAAUACGGACCAUUGAAUUAGAUGGAAAAACCAUUAAGCUUCAGAUUUGGGAUACAGCAGGUCAAGAAAGGUUUCGUACGAUCACUUCAAGUUACUACCGAGGUGCUCAUGGUAUCAUCGUUGUGUAUGAUGUCACAGAUCAGGAAUCCUUCAACAAUGUUAAACAAUGGCUACAAGAGAUUGACCGCUAUGCCAGUGAAAAUGUCAACAAGUUGUUGGUCGGCAACAAGUGCGACCUGACGACAAAGAAAGUAGUGGAUUACACAACAGCAAAGGAGUUCGCUGACUCUCUGGGUAUCCCCUUCUUGGAAACUAGUGCCAAGAAUGCCACCAACGUGGAGCAGGCCUUUAUGACCAUGGCUGCAGAAAUCAAAAAGAGAAUGGGCCCUGGGGCCGCCGCUGGCGGCGGCGACAAGCCUAACAUGAAGCUGACCCCUGGCACUACCGUCAAGCCCUCAUCGGGAGGCUGCUGCUGA